GAGAUGGAGACGGCGGUGUAUGCUCAUAGUGGUAUUCAUCACAGUGAUAGUUGUCGAGAUAUACUAUUGGCCCUGGUGUCAGGUUCGUCUCACUUUCGUCCUAAAGCCUUUAGAGUGCCGUUUACAUCAUUACAGUUCGUACCCUCUAAUGUCUUAUGGGAAAAAUCCACCAGUAUGCAUGUCCAUAGUGAUUUGUAGUAACCAUUAUGUCUGACAGGAUGACUGGUAUGAUAGUGGAAGUGAGUUGGAUCUUCCUCCCUGGCCGAGUAACCCCCUCAAUGCUCCCCUCUGGAACAGUCUGUACCCAGCCGGCGGUUGUGGCAAGUGGCAGAAAGUAUACACCAAGUUCCACCGAGAGGUUCUGUCGGGCAAGAGGUCGGCCUCCUACCUGGUCUACACCACCGGGACCGGGUUCCCUCCCAUCAUACAGGGCAUCCCUCAGG
This is a messenger RNA of Geodia barretti, 443 nucleotides long. NCBI's taxonomy places the organism in Eukaryota, Metazoa, Porifera, Demospongiae, Tetractinellida, Geodiidae. The record is from the annotation of a GenBank genome assembly.